GGAAGCAGAGGACCCGGCUUGGCUGGGGGGCAGUGGGCAGGAGGCCCUGGGGUGGCCCAACCAGCCCUGGAUGCUGCCUCCCGGCUCUGUGCAGGGUACUUGCCGGCCCACACCCCUCUCUUGGGCCAAUCACAGAAAGAACAGGGCAGAAGCCAAGAGAGAAAAAGGAGGGGGGCUGGGCAUAUCUGGUCAGAGGAGGGGAGGGACCCUACCAGCCUGGGGCCUGUAAGUAAUACAGAUAACAACAUCUCUACACUGGGGCCAGCAGCCCCGAUCCCUGAAGGGCUGGGUAGACUCAACAUCCCAAGAGACGAACACAUGAGCUCCGGCUCCUGUAGAAAGACAACGGGGACGGGGAGAGGCUGGGACACGCUGGGACACGCCGGGCCCAGCUUCACCAAGCCCAGUCCUGCCAAUGACAAUGGAAUAGCAUCGAAUGGUCUGGAGCCAGCCCAGCCGGAUACGAAAGGCAAGAGGAUUCACCACAGCCUCGCGGAGAACGCUGGGAUCUCCGAGCGGCCCUGUCCCCAUGGACUCUGCCCCACCGAGGCCAGCCAGGAACUCACACCAGGAAUAUUGUCUUCAAGGUUACUGUCUUCAAGAGGCUGCCACAGAGCUGGCGAGCGGGGGAUGGCCAAACCAGCCCCACCCAGACGAGGGCCACCCGCCGCCCCUUGAGGCUGUCCCCGUCCCCUGGAAGAGCGUGGGCCCCUGCAAAAGCCACAGGACGGAGUCCCCAAGAGGCCUGGCGGAGACCCCUGGAGGGGAGGAGGCCCAAGGUGAGGAGGGCCCUGCGGCCGCCCCGCUGGACGUGCUCCGCCUGCGAAGCUCUUCCAUGGAGAUCCGCGAGAAGGGCUCAGAGUUCCUGAAGGAGGAGCUUCACAAAGCCCAGAAGGAGCUGAAGCUGAAGGACGAGGAGUGUGAGCGGCUGUCCAGGGUGCGGGAACAGCUGGAAAGGGAGCUGGAGGAGCUGACAGCCAGCCUGUUCGAGGAAGCCCACAAGAUGGUGCGAGCAGCCAACACGAAGCAGGCAGCAUCGGAAAAGCAGCUGAAGGAGGCGCGGGGCAAGAUCGACAUGCUGCAGGCAGAGGUGACAGCCUUGAAGACACUGGUCCUCACGUCCACACCGGCCUCUCCCAACCGCGAGCUCCACCCACAGCUGCUGAGCCCCACCAAGGCCGGGCCCCGCAAGGGCCACUUGCGCCAUAAGAGCACCAGCAGCACCCUCUGCCCCGCCGUGUGCCCCGCUGCCGGACAUACCCUCACCCCGGACAAGGAGGGCAAAGAGCCCGGGCUGGCCCCCCUCCUCUCCCUGCUCCUCUGCGUGGUCCCCAGCAAGGCUGUUCACCUCACCUACGAGCCGGCUUGGCAGCUCCUACCUGGGGAGCCGCCCACGGCCCCCACCUCCACCUCCGCUACCUCUCUCUCCUUUUCCCGACAGGUGGACACGACUCUGUUCGCAGAGUUCCAGGCCUGGAGGGAAUCCCCCACCCUGGACAAGACCUGCCCCUUCCUUGAAAGGGUGUACCGGGAGGACGUGGGCCCCUGCCUGGACUUCACCAUGCAGGAGCUCUCGGCGCUGGUACGGGCCGCCGUGGAGGACAACACGCUCACCAUCGAGCCCGUGGCUUCGCAGACACCGCCCACCGCGAAGGUGGCCACGGUGGAGUGUGGCAGCACCAAUACCUGUGCCCUGAGCGGGCUGGCUCGUGCCUGUCGCCACCGAAUCCGGCUUGGGGACUCAGAGAAUCACUACUACAUCUCACCUUCCUCCCGGGCCAGGAUCACCGCAGUGUGCAACUUCCUCACCUACAUCCGCUACAUCCAGCAAGGCCUGGUGCGGCAGGAAGCGGAGCCAAUGUUCUGGGAGAUCACGAGGCUGCGGAAGGAGAUGUCGCUGGCCAAGCUCGGCUUCUUUCCCCAGGAGGCCUAGGGCAUGGCCGGAGCCUGGAGGGGGGCUCUGAGCCACAGCCAAUACCUGCCCCGGCACAGACAGACAGGAAGACAGGGUCCUGGCGCCAGCCCUGAGCCAGAAGCCGAGCAGAUGGACAGAUGGCCAGGCCAUGGAGGCCUUGCUGAGCCGGUACCAAAUCUUCAUCCCGGGAAGGACAGGACCUCAUGAGCUGACCCUUCGCCCUUCCCCAGUGGCCCUACAGCCACCAGGAGACUUUCAAGAAAGCACCAAAGACCAAGGAGCUUGGACCCGCACUCAGGGGCUCAGCACCCCCUUUGCAGUCCUGGGAGCUGCUGCUUGCAGUCACCUUGUUGCUGUGAUGUCCUCAGAAAGGGCUCACACUGGGUGGCCUGACCUCCAGGGUAUCUCCCACCUCAGCUCCCAAGCCCUGGGCCACCAGCACCCCCGUGUGGCCAUCCCUCCCCCAUUGCCGUGGGGGCAGUGCAGCCACAAGGGGCUGUCAAGGACUUGCACACCAUCUGCUUGAGAACUACCCCAAACUGUUCUUAAGAUGGAUCAGGGCCCCUCCUCCCACCCUCGCACUUGACCUUCCCCCCCUCCUCCAUCUGAGCCUUGUGCUCCUGGAGGCCCUGCCCCCACCACUGGAAGGAUUAGGAUACUUUGCUCCCGAAGUAAAAUACAGACAGGGCCUCAGGACACCGUGUCUGUGUUCAGCUGUGGGUGGCCGUUCAGACAGUGGGGGCUGAGGUCGCCAAGCCCUGUACACAGGACCGGGGGAGGGUGGGCAGGACGCAGGCCCCUCCUCGCCCCUCACAGCCCACUCAGGACCGGGGUCCAACCUGGACACAUCCCUCACGGUGGCCGAUUUCCUCCUUUGAAUGGAAUGUAACACGAUCUCUAUUUAAUAAAGGAAGGCUUUGUUGGUA
Molecule: messenger RNA, 2841 nt
Organism: Neofelis nebulosa (Clouded leopard)
Lineage: Eukaryota; Metazoa; Chordata; Mammalia; Carnivora; Felidae
Gene: RAB3IL1
Product: RAB3A interacting protein like 1
Exons: 12
Coding region: 437-1933 (498 amino acids)
Biological process (GO): exocytosis
Cellular component (GO): Golgi to plasma membrane transport vesicle
Molecular function (GO): guanyl-nucleotide exchange factor activity
Source: RefSeq, a predicted model, not a curated record